UAUCAGACUCAUACAUGUGCAGCGUAGAAGCGUGUUCACUGAGACUAAAGCAUGAUCAGAGACCAUUGGUUGUUGAAAGGAAGGAGUGAUGGAGUCUUUCCCAGGAGAUGGGGAGGGCAGCCUUGAUGACGGAGGAAAGAGGAAGUCUAAACUGAAGACCCUUAAGAUACGUCUGUUUGGGAGGACCAAGUUCAGCCAGUCUGCUAGUGAUGUCACUGAGGCGGAGGGGCUGGGCUCAGCCGAGAAUCUGUUUUCAGGCGUUUUGGGAUCACGAGCGUUGUCACAUGACAGUAUCUUCCUGCCCGACCAGGAUCUGUCUAGUCCGGAGCAGCCCAGAGUUCUAUCCCAGGAGAACGUCCAAGGCAGGAUCAAAGAACUCCAGAUGAAGCUGCUGCAGCAGAACAUGCAUCUAGGCCCGCCCCCACUGGUUCUGCCAAUUAAACAUCCCGAGGACCUGGGGGGCAGCUCAGAGGACGAUGGUCUGCCCCACAGCCCCCCCGAAAUCUCCAUAGGCAACAACAUAGCCCCCAGGGGGUUAUCUUACAAGUUCCCUGCUCCUCCCAGGCACCAUAGCUCUCUGAGUUUAGCAGGAACAGGAAGUGAGAAGGAAGUGCAGGCCUGCUCCCAACCCUCGUCCCAUCCCCUCUCCCCCGUGCCCAAACCUCCUCUUACCAACUCCGUGCCCCCCACCCCAUCUGCCCCCCAAACUGGCUUCUCCCCUGCCCCCCCUGCCUCCCCUGCCUUGGACUUCAGCACCCCAGCCCAGUUCACCCCCUGCCUGGAUAACUCUGCCGCCCGCCACCGCAUGUCCAUCAAACCCAGGAACCAGAGAGCCAGCGCCAAGAACAAAAGGCUGAACAUUACUGAGUCGAGACCACGCUCAGAGAGUCUCAACAACUUUGACCAACCGUUGACUGAAGAAGAGGAAGGGCCUGCCAUUACCGGGAGGAGAACACAUUUACGCUGUCACUCUACCCUGAUCCCAAAGGCGCAACAAGGGGGGUCGACCACCCCCACUGCACCCCCAGAGCUGACACCCCUAAAGUCGAGUUCCACAGAGGCUGAGGGGUCCCCCCAAAAAACCACUCUCCCCUGCAAGCCCUCCCCACAGGAGCAGCCCCAUCCUGGGGUUCCAGUUGUCUCCCCUGUGACCCGCCAGCUACCUGGAGCUAAACAGCCACAGCCCUCAUCUGUGACCACAGUGCAGGACCUGAGAUACACUCCACAACAACAGUCCCUGAAACAGUCCCUGGGAGACCCCAAGCCCCCAGACCCAUCCCAAACCAAGAGGGACGUCCUGAGCAAGAGUGGGGUACCGAAUUCUACCCCCAGCACCGAGGGUAGCCCCAAAGACGAACCACUCCUUUCUGCCAGGCCCACAGCUAGCCUGACCUCAGUGGUGACUCUCAGAACGUCCUCUCUGAGGAGCAAGACAGAGGCUAGGGCUGGUGGUCAGAGUACCACACAGCCACCUGCAGGCCAGGAGGACACAUGUCAGGCAGAGCCAAUGUCCACUGAAGGAGCUCCGAAGCCAGGCUCCAGGCCCUUCCUGUUCUCCAUCAACUCAGCCAAGGGGCGAGAAACACCCAGGAUGGGAAGUGGUGGUUUCUUGGUAGUAGUGGAGCAGGCUGGGGAUGGGGAGAAGAGGGAGGGGAGGGAGGAGGGGACAGAGGUAAAGUUGACCCCCUCAAACGCCAGCCAGAGGGGGCAGGAGCAGCAGAGGGGCAGGCGGGAGAGGGACAAGCCCAAAGAAGAGGAGUUGACUGCCAUCGAUAUGGGGGGGAAAGUCUCAGAAGGGGAGGAGGUGGAGGAGGAGUGCGGUGAGGGAGUGGAGGAUGCAGUGGAAGCAAAGGAGGAGACAGAGGUAGAUGGGAAAAUUGCAUUUGGCGUGAACCUUCGCUCCAUCUCUCUCUCUCCGAGGGUACAGGCGGAGGCAACCACCAGCCAAUCAGAUCUCAAGAUAAAGCGUCACAGUGCGGAGGUGGGCGCUCUCCUUCUUGCCCCUUAUACUCCCUCCUCAAAACCCACCAGGCUUGAGGGGCUUCGGGACACCCCUCCAACCAGGGCUAACUCCAUGCCCAAAAAGCUCUAUACAAACAACUGGGAUGCCCCCACAACACUGUAUUCCUCCAGGGGAAGAGCUGGCUCCCUCAGAGAAGCAGAUACAGCAACCCCCGCCCAGCCGACCCCCUCGCCUCUCAUCAAAGAGGCCCAAACCACCCCAGCUACACCUAAAGAGGCCCAAACCACCCCAGCUACACCUGAAGAGGACCAAACCCUGCCUGUCCUACCCAUAGAAGCCCAGGCUACCACCUCAGCCCCUCAGAACCCCCCGACUGCCCCCCAGGCGGCACCCCAGGCUGCCGUAUCGUGGAUGAGCAUGGCAUGGGGGAAGACCAGGGGCCUCCAGCAGCUCUUCACCAGCAGUUUGCCCAGAGAGUUCACCGGCAUGCAGUCCCCAACUCAACCGCAGGCUCAGACCAAAACGCAACCACACACACCGUCACUGGCUAGGAUUGUGAUGCAAACUCAGAGACAGAAUGCAACAGAACCACAAACGACAAUGCCACCACAGGCUCAGACCACAAUGCAACCCCUGACUGCUAAACUACUGCAGUCACAGAAUGCAGUGCAACCACCACAGACAGUAGCACAAGCCCCCACACAGACCAUAAAACUACCAGUGACACAGACCACAACGCCACCACAGGCUCAGACCACAAAGCUACCAGUGACACAGACCACCAAACACCUGCAGACCACCAAAACACCACAGACACAGAACGCAACACAACCACAAACAAUGACACAACAAUCAACACAGAACUCAAAACCAUCAACACAGACGUCCAACCAAAUCAACACUCGAGCAGCACAACCAAUCGCUACUCAACCUCUAGCCCAGUCUACACAACGCUCCGUGUCUCAGGUGACCCCACAGUCCAGCCGGCGAGCAAACCAGCCCACCCUGUGCUCCACUCCACAGACCCAAGCCCAAAUAACACUACGGAUCGCCCCAAUGGGUGCAACUUCCACUCAGCCACCGUCCCCAUCUACCCUCUCGUCAAGCCCACGCUCCACACCCAGCCAGCCCCCUUGGAGCGCACAAGGUCUCAACCCUAUCCCCCAGCCCAAACCAGCCUUAGCUCCAACAACAACCCCAGUCCAACUCCUAGUGAGAGGUGAGAAGGUCCCUGGCGACCAGAGGAAUAGUGAGGGGACGGCUGUGUCAACAGAGAAGAGGGUGGACCGGGACAGGCCAUUGACUGUGGGAGGGACGGCAGCCUUUUUGGGGAAACGGGCAGAGUGGACCCCCCCUGCUGGAAGCAAGGUAGAGCUCAGGAGAACCAGGACCCCACCUGAGUCUCAGCCCACGGCUGAAUUGGCUGCUCCUCCCAAAGCCACAACUACUCACAGAGACGCUAAAGAUGCCAAACUCGACAGGAGGCCAGAAUCGAGCCCAGCCAUAGUGGCAGGCAGACUUGCAGACCGAGACAACAAAUGGCUGAGGAAAAACAUGCCAACUUCAUUGUCUCCAUCAUCACCUUCGUCAUCAUCCCCCUUGCAGACCAUUUCUGACAGCGGGGGUCAGCCAUCUUGGAUGGAACUGGCCAAGAGGAAGUCAAUGGCCUGGAAUGACAAGACCAUGGACUGAUAGAAUGAGAAAGAAAGAAAGAAAGAGAAAGAAAGAAAGAAAGAAAGAAAGAGGGGGAGCGUCGGGGGGAUAUGUACUGUAAAUAUAGAGAGAUAAAAAGAGAGAAGGGGGAGUUCCUUAUUUGAAUGCACUUAUUACUAAUUGCUCUGGACAAGAGCUCCAUUGUAAGUUGUGAGAGACAGAGGGAGAGAAACAUCCACAAUGGUAGUGAUGGGAAUGUAGAGAGACUGAAGGAGAUGUUGAGUUCAUUGAAGUGGAAUUUAAUAGACUUUGGAAGCAACAGCUAUUGGCAAAACAUGCUUCCCUUGAAUGUACAGACAUGCUGUGUUUGCAAAACAAUGUUUGUAUUUCAUUUUUUUGUAUGGGAUAACUAUGAAGCUGAUUGGUUUCCUGUCAAUAAAUUCUUAUGUUUGGAGUUUUGAUCCAAACAUAUUUUUUUCCCAAAGUCUGGGCUUAUGUUGGAGAUGGAAAUAAUAUUAUUGGAAUUAUCUACGAAUGCUUCAUCAGAAAUAAAUGAUUUCUAUGA
Salvelinus sp. IW2-2015 is the source of this 4181-nucleotide messenger RNA. RefSeq names its product cracd like a (gene cracdla). Lineage: Eukaryota; Metazoa; Chordata; Actinopteri; Salmoniformes; Salmonidae. The record is from RefSeq and is a predicted model, not a curated record. The transcript is spliced from 11 exons. Bases 89 to 3655 code for a protein of 1188 amino acids.